Cinclus cinclus is the source of this 2087-nucleotide messenger RNA. It is a transcript of the gene UBE2Q1, whose product is annotated as ubiquitin conjugating enzyme E2 Q1. The transcript has 13 exons. Lineage: Eukaryota; Metazoa; Chordata; Aves; Passeriformes; Cinclidae. The coding region runs from base 658 to 1698 and encodes 346 amino acids. The record is from RefSeq and is a predicted model, not a curated record.
UCCCAGGCUCUGCGAGGGCACCGCAGUGGCUCCUCCUUCGCGCGUACGGGGCUGCCGCCGUUGAGGCUCAGAGCGAGCUGGGCCUGGGCCCCAACGUCCCUGGCGGCGGCUACAGGGCGCGGGGGCUAGUUGCUCCCGGCCCCGUCCUCUAUGGGGCCUGCGGGAGCGCCGUACAAGCCACUGCGAGCUCCUCGGGGAAGCGGCUCACGUAGAGAAAAAACAGGGGUCAGUGCCCGGCAGCACUCCCACCAUCCCGGUGUACGAGAACUGGCCAUUCCCUGUGCUAUUUGGAACCGCUAAUCCUGUCCAGUUGCUCGUCCCCAGUCAUGGAGCCCCUCAGACCGCCCUGUGUACGAGACUGCCUCCGUUUUCCCUGUUUCCCCCGGUUUUGUUUUGGAGGGUUUCCCAGGGGCCCUGAUCUGCCUGGAGAAGAGGCACCUGCGGCAGCAGCAUUAGCUCUUUCUCUCUGCUCUGGUUCACUCACACCGGGGUUUUAGGGAUCCUGGUGCUGGAUGGCUUGGUGCUGGUGUGCUGAUGCCCUCUUUGAUCACAAAUUACAGCUGAUGUGUGUCUCCAGGCAAGGAGGGCCAGCAGAGCUUGGAUAGCCCCUGGUACAGAUUCUGACUGGGACUAGUCACCAGGGUUUUCUGGAGGGGCAUGUUGGGAGUGUUGCCAGAGGCUUUGUCCUGGAUUAAAGGUGCCUGCUUGGCCUCUGCCCUGCGUGGGUGCUGCCAGUUUCAUCUCCUGCAACUCCAGGAGUCUUACCCAGCUGUUCCCCCAAUAUGGUCUGUGGAGUCAGAUGAUCCCAACCUGGCAGCUAUCCUGGAGAGGCUGGUGGAAGUCAGGAAAGGAAAUACAUUGCUUUUGCAGCACCUGAAGCGAAUAAUCUCUGACCUGUGCAAACUCUACAACCUCCCCCAACAUCCAGAUGUUGAAAUGCUAGACCAGCCUCUGCCAGCAGAACAGAGCACCCAGGAAGAGGUGUCCUCUGAAGAGGAAGAUGAAGAGAUGCCAGAGGACACUGAGGACUUGGACCACUAUGAAAUGAAAGAGGAAGAGCCAGCAGAUGGGAGAAAGACAGAGGAUGAAGGCAUUGGGAAAGAAAACCUGGCCAUUUUAGAGAAAAUAAAAAAGAACCAGAGGCAAGAUUACUUAAAUGGUGCAGUGUCUGGGUCUGUGCAGGCCACUGACCGGCUAAUGAAGGAGCUCAGGGAUAUUUACCGAUCACCAAGUUUCAAGGGCGGAUACUAUGCAGUUGAACUAGUGAAUGACAGCCUGUACGAUUGGAACGUCAAACUCCUGAAGGUUGACGAGGACAGCGCUUUGCACAAUGAUCUCCAAAUCCUCAAAGAGAAAGAAGGAACAGAUUUCAUCCUCCUCAACUUUUCUUUUAAAGAUAACUUUCCUUUUGAUCCACCAUUUGUAAGGGUUGUAUCCCCGGUGCUGUCAGGGGGGUAUGUUUUGGGGGGUGGUGCCAUCUGCAUGGAGCUGCUUACGAAACAGGGCUGGAGUAGUGCCUACUCCAUUGAGUCGGUGAUCAUGCAGAUCAGUGCAACGCUGGUUAAAGGAAAAGCACGAGUACAAUUUGGAGCCAACAAGAACCAGUACAGCCUGACAAGAGCACAGCAGUCCUACAAAUCCCUGGUUCAGAUCCAUGAGAAAAAUGGCUGGUAUACACCACCCAAGGAGGAUGGCUAGUGUGGAUCCUGCAGGACCAAUCUGAAUAUCUUCUGGAUGCUCUACUUGGAUCUUAGUGAUGCCUCUUGGCUUUCUCCCAGGAUGUAAUAGCUAUGCCUGUUGCAGGACAAUACUGGCUGUUCAAAACUCUAAAUAACUGUUUAAGGAGUUGGACUGACCCAGAACACUUGCUGGGCCCAUGCUAGCAGGCAUUCUUGUUAAAACUCUUGAGCCUCUUGUAUUGCUGGAAACUUCUGACUCUACUCCAGUCUAGAGCAUACUCCUUACCUAUGCUAUGGAUUUAAUUUAUUUUCUUAUUUCAUGUACACUGCUUUUUUUGUUACGGUGUAUGAUGGAUGUGUAUGGAAAAUGUAUCUUUGGAGAAAAAUUACAGUUUGUUAAUUUGAGAA